Dromaius novaehollandiae (emu) is the source of this 759-nucleotide messenger RNA. RefSeq names its product SIX homeobox 6 (gene SIX6). Lineage: Eukaryota; Metazoa; Chordata; Aves; Casuariiformes; Dromaiidae. Gene Ontology annotation, cellular component: nucleus; transcription regulator complex. The transcript has 2 exons. The record is from RefSeq and is a predicted model, not a curated record. Gene Ontology annotation, molecular function: DNA-binding transcription factor activity, RNA polymerase II-specific; RNA polymerase II cis-regulatory region sequence-specific DNA binding. Gene Ontology annotation, biological process: regulation of transcription by RNA polymerase II; eye development. The coding region runs from base 1 to 741 and encodes 246 amino acids.
AUGUUCCAGCUGCCCAUCCUCAACUUCAGCCCGCAGCAGGUGGCGGGGGUCUGCGAGACCCUGGAGGAGAGCGGCGACGUGGAGCGCCUGGGCCGCUUCCUCUGGUCGCUGCCCGUGGCCCCCGCGGCAUGCGAGGCCCUCAACAAGAACGAGUCGGUGCUGAGAGCCCGCGCCGUCGUGGCCUUCCACACCGGGAGCUACCGGGAGCUCUACCACAUCCUGGAGAACCACAAGUUCACCAAGGAGUCCCACGGCAAGCUGCAGGCCCUCUGGCUGGAGGCGCACUACCAGGAGGCGGAGAAGCUGCGCGGCCGCCCGCUGGGGCCGGUGGACAAGUACCGCGUGCGGAAGAAGUUCCCGCUGCCGCGCACCAUCUGGGACGGCGAGCAGAAGACGCACUGCUUCAAGGAGCGGACCAGGCACUUGCUGCGCGAGUGGUACCUGCAGGACCCUUACCCCAACCCCAGCAAAAAGCGGGAGCUGGCGCAGGCCACGGGACUUACCCCCACGCAGGUGGGCAACUGGUUCAAAAACCGCCGGCAAAGGGACAGGGCGGCGGCCGCCAAGAACAGGCUGCAGCAGCAGGUGCUCGCGCAGGGCUCGGUGCGCUCGCUGCGAGCGGAGGAGGAGAGCGGCGGCGAGGCGGCGGGGGCCGCCUCCAGCCCCGCCGCCAGCCUCUCCAGCAAGGCGGCCACCUCCGCCAUCUCCAUCACGUCCAGCGACAGUGAAUGUGACAUCUGAGCCCAGCGCCACGGCGGA